Kluyveromyces lactis is the source of this 1551-nucleotide messenger RNA. It is a transcript of the gene GCN5, whose product is annotated as histone acetyltransferase GCN5. Lineage: Eukaryota; Fungi; Ascomycota; Saccharomycetes; Saccharomycetales; Saccharomycetaceae. The record is from RefSeq and is a predicted model, not a curated record. Gene Ontology annotation, cellular component: histone acetyltransferase complex. The transcript has a single exon. Gene Ontology annotation, biological process: positive regulation of transcription by RNA polymerase II; chromatin remodeling. Bases 1 to 1551 code for a protein of 516 amino acids. Gene Ontology annotation, molecular function: protein binding; histone H3 acetyltransferase activity.
AUGCCACCGAAGAGACGCCACCAUGGUGCUGGAAGAGUCCAGAAUAAGAGGGGAAAAGUUGACACUGUAAAAGAGGAAAUCAAACCCAAAGAUGAGCCUGUGGAAACUGAAAUCGAUGGCGGAUCUGCAGUUGAUGAAGAUGUUACCGAUGAUUUAGAACACAAGACGAGCAAGGAAGACCAGAAGGAAGACCAGAAGGAAGAGGACGGACCUAUAGAUGCACAGAACGGAACUUCUGAAACAAAAGUUGCGGGGGAAUCCGUAAAAACAGUGGAAGACAAAAUCGAAUCAGUUACAACGAAUGAAGAGGUCGUUGAAUCACCAGUCAAUGACUACAAUGCCAGUAGUACAACUACCAAGGCUGAAGAGAAACAAUUAGAGGAAGAAGCAAAUGAAAAGACGGAUACAUCUCCUAUAGUUGAAAAUGAGGUCGUUGAUGAAGAGGCCGGCACAACAAAAUUUGACUUUGAUGGUCAAGAAUACAGUUAUAAAGACAGACCUAGUGUAAUAGAAGAGAAGGAAGGAAAGAUUGAAUUCAGAGUGGUUAAUAAUGAUAAUAGCAAGGAAAAUAUGAUGGUUUUAACAGGGUUAAAGAAUAUCUUUCAAAAGCAAUUGCCUAAGAUGCCCAAAGAAUAUAUUGCUCGUUUAGUUUACGAUCGUUCACAUCUUUCUAUGGCCGUGGUACGGAAACCGUUGACUGUUGUUGGUGGAAUAACCUAUAGACCUUUUGAUAAAAGAGAGUUCGCAGAAAUUGUCUUCUGUGCUAUUAGUUCGACCGAACAAGUCAGAGGUUACGGUGCACAUUUAAUGAAUCAUUUAAAAGAUUACGUGAGGGCAACAUCGCCAAUAAAGUAUUUUCUAACAUAUGCGGAUAAUUAUGCUAUCGGGUAUUUCAAGAAGCAGGGAUUCACGAAAGAGAUCACAUUGGACAAGAAUGUCUGGAUGGGAUACAUAAAGGAUUAUGAAGGUGGUACCUUAAUGCAAUGUUCCAUGCUGCCAAGAAUCCGGUAUCUUGAUGCAGCAAAAAUCCUCUUAUUGCAAGAAGCAGCAAUUAGAAGGAAAAUUCGUAGCAUUUCUCAAUCUCACAUAGUUCGUCCAGGUUUGAAACAGUUCUUGGAUCUUGAUAAUAUAAAACCCAUCGAUCCAAUGACAAUACCUGGUUUAAAAGAAGCUGGCUGGACUCCAGAAAUGGACGAACUGGCGCAGAGACCAAAACGUGGCCCUCAUUAUGCAGCAAUGCAAAAUCUUCUCACCGAAUUGCAAAAUCAUGCAGCGGCAUGGCCCUUUUUGCAACCCGUCAAUAAGGAAGAAGUCCCCGACUAUUACGAAUUUAUUAAGGAACCAAUGGAUUUGAGUUCUAUGGAAAUGAAACUAAACGGGAACAGAUACGAAAAGAUGGAAAAUUUCAUAUAUGAUGCAAGGUUAAUAUUUAACAAUUGUCGUGCGUACAACGGUGAAAACACAUCUUAUUUCAAGUACGCAAAUCGUCUAGAAAAAUUCUUCAAUUCUAAAGUCAAAGAGAUUCCAGAGUAUUCACAUCUUGUGGAUUAA